This is a messenger RNA of Oncorhynchus nerka (sockeye salmon), 6282 nucleotides long. RefSeq names its product SH3-containing GRB2-like protein 3-interacting protein 1. The record is from RefSeq and is a predicted model, not a curated record. Gene Ontology annotation, cellular component: cytoplasm; plasma membrane; actin filament. The coding region runs from base 155 to 3256 and encodes 1033 amino acids. Gene Ontology annotation, molecular function: actin filament binding. The transcript is spliced from 28 exons. NCBI's taxonomy places the organism in Eukaryota, Metazoa, Chordata, Actinopteri, Salmoniformes, Salmonidae. Gene Ontology annotation, biological process: actin filament polymerization.
UGUGUGCGUGUGUGCGAUGCUACUUCGUGCAGACACACUCUAAGGCUCUGGUUCCCUCGCUGCGUGUUGCACUGUACUAGGAGAAGUGGAGGUGUGAGACGACAGGCAGAGACAGACAUGGCAGAAUGACGAGGCUGGAAUAUAGGGACCAGAAAUGCAGGGAGAUAACUGGACAUUCAUUUUGGGUUUGAAAAAACGUACCAGGAAGGCCUUUGGGAUACGGAAGAAAGAGAAGGGAGACAAGGACAAUGACUCCACGGGGUCCCCUGACAGAGAUGGGGGUGAUCCCCAGCAGAAUGAAUCGUCCCAGAAGAAGGCCAAUGGAGCAGCUGUCAAUGGGUUCUCUGGAGAGAUCGACUGGGACAGAUAUAACACCCCUACAGUGGACGAUGAAGGUUACAGUCUCAGGCCAGAUGAGGAGGAGGGGCCAGGAUCAGCCGGCCCCAAACCCCCCAAAGAGCACUUCUUCUCCUCCAGCGAGUCAGAGGGAGAGGAGGACCACCGGAAAAAGUUUAAGAUCAAGAUCAAACCGUUACCAGCGGAAAGUGCCAGCUGUUUGGCCCCGUCAGUAGAUGAACUCAAAGCCUCCAUAGGCAACAUAGCUCUGUCUCCCUCUCCUCUGAGGAGUAGUCCGAGACGUAGCCCGGGGUUGAUGAAUAAGGACUGUAGUGAAGAGAUACAGGUAGCUCGGCCAAGACGUUCUGCACCCAUUGCAGCCCCCACGUUAGCAGCCCCGGUGCUACAAGCCCCCAGAAGUAAGAAAUCCCCAGCAGUACCACUACCAGAGAAGGAACCAGCCCCAGCACCAGUACCAGCACCAGUACCAGCCCCAGUACCAGCCCCAGUACCAGAGGACGCUACAGCCUUAUUUGGACCUCCCCUGGAGACAGCCUUCAGAGAGCAGAAAACUGAAGUGGGAAUAUCUGAGCAGGUGGUGUGUGACGUGUGGGGUGCUCCUCUACCUGAGUCUGAGUCACUGAGCCCAGACUUCUGUUUCACCAGAACCUUCUCCACAGGAACUCCGCCUCCGCUUCCGCCCAAGAAUGUCCCGACCUCCCCCCCUCCGACCAGCUCCCCCUCUACAGAUGCUGCCGAAUUGCCAGUAUCGACAGAAGGCUCAGGAAGGAAGACCUCCAUCCCAAACCUGGACAACAUUUUCGGCCCAGCGGAGCCCUCUGCCUUUGGCGAGGAGUCUGCCGACAAGUGGGUCUGCUUCAGCGAGGAAUUGGCAGCCUCUGAAAGACCGCCCCCUCCGAAGGACCCAGCCCCGCCUCUACCAACGUCCCUAGCCUCUCCAGAAGAUCCCCCCGCCCCUCCUGUACCCACCUCCCCUCUCCCUUCGGAAGACCCUUCUCCCUCUCCCCUCUGUCCCCCUCUGCCUACCUCCCCUCUCCCACAGGAAGAACCGGUCUCUUCUUUACUCACCUCUGCAACCCCUACAGAGGAACCAGCACUCCGUCUACCCACAGUCUCACCCGUGCCUGAAGAACCUACACUCCCACCCACACCACUUCCGCCAAAGGGCUAUACACCACCCCCACUCCUCCACCCACCAUUGUUCCCCCUCUUGAAUCACCCCCAGUGUUGCCCCUGUUCUCCCUGUCCCUUCACCCCCAGUGUUGCCCCUGUUCUCCCUGUCCCUUCACCCCCAGCCGUUGCCCCUGUCCCUCCUGUGGUCCCCUCUCCUCCCAAAGCAAGAACACCUGUCUCCCCCACCAGCCCCCCUGGCCCUGCCGUUGUGGACGAGCCCUCACGCACCAUCCCCCCACCCCUUGUCUUUGUCGAGGAGGAACAGAAGAGUCCUGAAGGGGCAGCUCCGCCUGUCCCACCUGCCCCAUCGAACGAGGACCUUGUUGAAACCGCCGCCUCGCCCAAAGAUGUUGGCCAGGUGUCCCGUGCUGCGCCUCCCCCUCCUCCACCCCCUACGUACAGGGCAGUUGUGUCCUUGCCAGGACCCACGACAGGGGGCAUGGGUAGUGGAGCAUCCUCUCCGGCUCGUCCUGCUACACCGUCAGCUCCAUCAGCGGUUUUCAGCAGCCCUCCCCCUCCCCCUCCACGCCCCACCUCACGACCCAAAUUGCCCCUGGGAAACCCAGCAAGGGGGACAUGGUAUGUGAUAUCCCGGCCCUUCAGUCCCCCGGGCAGUCACUCGUCCAGCCCCCCUUCCAUUGCCCCCCUGGCCCGGGCCGAGAGCACUUCCUCUAUCUCCUCCAACAACUCACUGAGUGCAGCCACCACCCCCACCGUCGGUAAAAAUCUCACCCUUUCUGUGUCAGAGGAUGAUGCAUUUGUAGACAAACUGCCUACAUUUGGGAGGCCUUUUGAUUCUCUGGCAGAGAAUGACCAGCCUUCCCUGGUUUGGUUUGACAGAGGGAAGUUUUAUUUAACCUUUGAAGGCUGCUCCAGGGGACCCAGCCCUCUCACCAUGGGGGCCCAGGACACCCUUCCGGUGGCGGCAGCUUUUACUGAAACAGUCAAUGCCUUCUUCAAAGGAGCCAACCCUAACAAGUGUGUUGUGAAGAUCACAGGCGAGAUGGUGCUGUCGUUUCCAGCGGGGAUCACACGGCACUUUGCCAAUAACCCGUCCCCUGCCGUGCUAACCUUCAGCAUAACCCACUACAGCUGGCUGGAGCAUGUGCUGCCUAAUCCCCAGCUACUCUGCUGUGACACCGCCACAACACCCAACCCUGACUGCAAGACCUUCUGGGUGAACAUGCCAAACCUGAUGACCCAUCUAAAGAAGGUGGCCGAGCAGAAACCCCAGGCCACAUACUACAAUGUGGACAUGCUCAAAUACCAGGUAUCAGCGCAAGGCCUCACGUCGACCCCCCUGAACCUGGCAGCCAGUUGGCGGUGUGAACCCACCAGCACGGACCUCCGGAUAGACUACAAGUACAACGGCGGCUCCAUGACAACGCCCGUGGCGCUCAACAACGUCCAGUUCCUGAUCCCCGUAGAUGGAGGGGUCACCAAGCUACUGGCUGUGCUUCCCCCUGCCGCAUGGAAUGCAGAGCAGCAAAGAAUCCUGUGGAAGAUUCCUGAUAUUUCCCAGAAAUCUGAAAAUGGAGGCAUUGGCUCAUUGUUGGCACGGUUCCAGCUGUCGGAGGGCCCCAGUAAACCCUCUCCCCUGGCGGUCCAGUUCACCAGCGAGGGCAGCACUCUGUCAGGCUGUGAUAUAGAACUGGCUGGGCCAGGGUACCGCUUCUCACUCAUCAAGAAGAGGUUCGCUGCAGGAAAAUACUUGGCAGACAACUGAUACUUCAUACUACUACUGAACAAAUACACUGGAGAUCAUCAUCUCAAUGGAUUAAUGAAAUCCUAUACUACAGAGGACAGACCUACACCACCACCUCCCUACAGACAGACACUUCUUUCUAAACCCGUGAGACAGACAGGCCAAGGCCACACAGCCUACUGUACCCAGCAGUAUUGUAUAGCUUGCAUAUAGUCUCGUGGACCGUUUUAGGGUGUAAUUAUUGUAUUUGUAAAAUGUAUUCAAAUGUAUUAAUUUCAGAACAUCUGUAUUGCUGCUGCUCUAGACAUCCACCCGGGUUUCCCUCUCUAAAGGUACAUGCUUCUGCCUCUCUAUCCCACUCUCUAACGUGUGGUGUUCAAACUUAAACACUGCUACAGCUACCUAGCUACUCAACCGCAAAAUCAUGGUCUCAACCGUGAACCUAACACAUAAUACACUGAGUAUAUUUUGAUGCAACAACAAAUAUGUGGUAUUAGGAGAGGAUGUAUGAAAAGACCAUUGGGUUGUGCCAUUGAGUGAACUAAGAUGAAUAGACGCACCAUGAUGUCACACUCCUCCGUUCAGUUUAAGGGAGGGGCUAAUUCCUGCUUCUCGCAUGCCUCUGAUUGGACACGGUUAGAGCUACCAUGGAAUUCUGGGUAUUGGAGUUUUUUAUGUUGUGUUUUUAACAGUUCAUGCGUUACACACUGGCAUAGCAGGUUUAAAGGACAUUGUUCAUUUGGAUGGUGACCAUUACCAGACUCCUCUCUCUUCUUUGAAUGCAGAGAUUUAACAUCGGCUUCAAACAUAUACUCUCAACAUUUUCCUCAGAAAUUAUCAGAAAGUCCUGAGUAGUUAGGCAGCUGCAACAAUAAAUACAUUCUUGGUUGCAAUAUAAAACAAAUAUAAUAUGUUUCCCUCAAUAAAAAACCUGUACAAAGUCUUAUUUUAAAUGAAUAAUAUAUAUCUGAAAGGGCGUUUGGUGUUUUCCUUCCUUUCUGUUGUUCCUGACACAGCAGUGGUAGACGUACUUCAGAGUACAUUACAGCAUUCUAUUUUUAUUUAUUGAUGAUAAUGAUUUUAAAAGUAUGUAAAAAAGUAUGUGAUUCUGUAUAUGAAUAGAAUUUCAAUGGUAUUGUAAUUUAGAAUGAAGGUAUAAAUAUUCUAAUGAUCUUUUUUUGUUAUCUGUGUAGUUGGGUAACCUGUGUACAGUAUAAUGUAUAAGGUAUCAUUUUAGAAUUGAUUUCAGAUAUAUAAUUUUUUAACUCAAGUGCAUCAGAAGAUUUGACUACAGUAUAUAUGCGCGUGGGGGGAUAAACUAAAAAAACAAGAUGAAUAGCACCUGGAUGUGUACGUCAGGCUGUAUGAGAGCAGUGUUAUUUAGAGUUACACUAAUAGUUAUUACCUUGGAUAAUCAGUCAGGUUUUGACUAUGUUCUGCUCUGUUUCCAUUCACCUCAAUGUGUUAUUCUGCAUCAAACAGCAUGAACUCCCCUUCGGAUCAAACCAACCAGCGCUUUAAUCCAUGGCUUUAUUUUGCAUAAUGGUAAUGGUCUCUGUGAGAUGACAUGGUGACGAGGAUUUGGAGGGAGGUUAGAUGACCAAAACGCUUUUUGUAUUUUAUGUGUGUAUUCCAGACAGUCCUCUAAAAGAUAGAGAAAUAAGGGGAAUAUUUUUUUAAACAACAAAAAAAACCAUCUUGUUUCAUGUGAAGAACACUGUGCUGAUAAAGUUAGAAACCUCCUGAAUGCUCUGAUAUUCAACAUAGAGAACAAAAUGUGUGUGAUGACAUUUAACUUAAAAGGUCUCCUCGUGUGGGCAUCAUAAGUAUGUCAGGAUACUAUCUGUACUUCAUGAAGCUACAUAGCACCAUUUAUACACCUGCCUUAGAACUGCCAUAGUCUUACAUGUCCAUUUUGUCUGACCAUUUAGUUGGCAUUUCUAAGUAAGGCAUCAAUGAAUUGUGUCAUGUAGCUCUCUGUAUAGCUGUUUAGUGAGUAAGACUUUACUUGAACAUUAUUGUACACACCUAACUAUAGUUAACAUAAAUGACAUUGGUAAUGUUAUUACUGUUUAUGAAGUAUGUAUGAUCUCUGGUCGUGCGUAUGAUGGAGGGAGGGUUCAAGCUAAGUGUUACGGCAUGGUGUAAUGUAAUGUGUGUCUGCACACAGUUACGGUAUAGUGUUAAAGUGAAGUGGUCCACCAACCAAUAGACUCGUUGACCUGUUGUCAUGUUAACUGUGAGAACUGAAGACCAGAGCAGGAAGUGUGUCUGUGUGUGGCGUGCUAAGCCAGACUGCUUUGGGUACCGUACAGUUUCUCUGUCAACCACAUGUGCAAGCUGUGUUUGUACAGACGAUGUUAAGAUGAUCUGAUGAGAAACUAAGUUUGCUUUUUUCCAAAACCAAUAAAAGUUAUGAACUGGACAAGUUUUUGGAGCACUCUUUUUGUAACUCACAGCAGAAGUUUUAUUAGUCGUAGGUACAGGAUACACAUAGUAUAUACUGUCCAACUAAAUGCUUACUUACAGGUUCCUUCUCCACAAUGCAACAACAAUAAGAAAUAACACAAGAUAAGAAUACCAACAUUAAGUAAAUGCCUCAAUAGAAUAUCAUAAAUAUUUUGCAUGUUGCUCAAAUGCAGUUUAUUCUGUAUUUCCUCCACCAAUUUUGUGUUCUGAUGUACAGUGCAACACAUCAAGGUUGGCUGUAACAACAUUGUCUUAAAGCCUUACUAGGAAUACACUCCUUCUGCUAUUAAGAAGCUGUUUAUAAUUGUGUGCUGUGAGGGAGAUCUAACUGUAGUAUGAUUAGCCUUUAAUUCAACGUACCAUGUGUACUGUACAUAUAUGUUUGUUUCAUUUGAUAUUUAUAUGGAUAUAUUUGUUAUUUCAUCUGUUUGUGUUAUCCAAUGCACAGGAUACUGAAUAUGAAAUAGUUUAAUGUGAUGUACCGUACUAAUGAAAUGUUCCAAACGAAUGCAGAAUGAACCACCAUGUUAUGAUGUGGGUUUUCUCUGAAAUAAAGGAGGCGUAUCAAUUAUGUUUGA